Molecule: messenger RNA, 2357 nt
Organism: Mesocricetus auratus (golden hamster)
Lineage: Eukaryota; Metazoa; Chordata; Mammalia; Rodentia; Cricetidae
Gene: Ap1s2
Product: adaptor related protein complex 1 subunit sigma 2
Exons: 7
Coding region: 372-824 (150 amino acids)
Biological process (GO): intracellular protein transport; vesicle-mediated transport
Cellular component (GO): AP-1 adaptor complex; membrane coat; intracellular membrane-bounded organelle
Molecular function (GO): clathrin-cargo adaptor activity
Source: RefSeq, a predicted model, not a curated record
GCGCGUCCUCUGGUCCGCCUCUCCGCUCGCCGCAGCCCGGGCUCCUCCUCCGUCCAGCCUCCGGGGCGGGGUCUGUUGGCUCGCCCUACCCUCGUCGCCUAAGCCUGCCCUCCGCCAGACGGGUCCCCUCCCCGCGGCACCACGGCUUCCCUUCAACAGCACGGCGACGGGGGCUUCCCCUCAGCAGCAGCCGCUGCUUCGGUCUCCGCAGCCGGCCAACCUCCGCCGCGUCCGCGGCCCGCGGCUGCCAGGGUGGAAUGCGUAGCACAAGGAGAAAAUUGUUUCUUGAAUAAUCAGAGUUCUUCAAAAAUGUCACGCCAGCUUUCCACCUGUUCUUACUGCCACAUACUCUCUUCCACACUUGCCUACAUAUGAUGCAGUUUAUGUUGCUUUUUAGUCGUCAGGGAAAGCUGCGGCUGCAGAAAUGGUAUGUCCCACUCUCAGACAAAGAGAAGAAGAAGAUCACAAGAGAACUUGUUCAAACCGUUUUAGCUCGAAAGCCUAAGAUGUGCAGCUUCCUUGAAUGGAGAGAUCUGAAGAUUGUUUAUAAAAGAUAUGCCAGUCUAUAUUUUUGCUGUGCUAUUGAGGAUCAGGACAAUGAACUGAUUACCCUGGAAAUAAUCCAUCGUUACGUGGAAUUACUUGACAAGUAUUUUGGCAGUGUGUGUGAACUUGAUAUCAUCUUUAAUUUCGAGAAGGCCUAUUUUAUUUUGGAUGAAUUUCUUUUGGGAGGAGAAGUUCAGGAAACGUCCAAGAAAAAUGUCCUUAAAGCAAUUGAACAGGCUGAUCUCCUGCAAGAGGUGCCCAUGGGAAGAACAAAAUAGUAGACCUAGCUGCGUGGGCUCUACUCAGAAAAUGCACAGCCACGCCAUGAAUAUUUUAAUGUCCCUGUGUACUAAAUGACUGCUCAUCGACUAUGCAGAAUUUCACAGAGGAAAUAGAGAACUGAUAUACUUAUGAAAGAAAAUGUCCUCAGCUUGGUGACUAAUUCUCCUGUAAAAAGAUAAAAAGCAUCUUAGACCUAGUACCUUUAUGAUUGUAUUUUUUCUGUACACAUUCCUAAUUAUAUUUUCAUUCUGUAUAUGAUAUUGAUAUAUCGUUUAUUUCUGUCUACUACUGUUUCUUCUUGAGAAAAUACAACUUGUGAACAUUUUGAUUAAUAUUCUAAAUUCAUACAAGCUAUUGUUAGUAAACCAUCCAUGAUUAAUCUUAUGAGAGUAUAACAGAAAGGCUGGGCAAUCACAAAUGUUUACCAAAGAAAAUACAGUUAAGAACUCAGGCAAAAUUAGCAGCACCACAGUAUUUAGUUCAUUGUUGAAGAAAACCAAGCUUUACUUAACACUAAGAUUAUCUUACGGUCUGUAUGAGCUAAUAUGUUCAACUGUAUCACGUGAAAGCGUAUGUUGAAGCAAUAUAAGAAAAAUCAAUUACAAUUAUAUAAGACCUAAGGUUAAAACAUUGAAUUUUCCAGAAAUUUUGUAGUGCCAAUAUUUAUUGAGCCACAUUUAUGCAGUGUCAGACAGUCCUUUUACAAACUAUCAGAAAGCUAUGUCACAAAGUCUCCUGAAAUGUCUGUUGCUCGGUAACAACUCUUUUGAAGCAGUAAUACUGAGCCCACUUAUAUGAUAUGAAAAUUCUGAUAUUCAUUUUCAGUAUCCAGACAUUUUUUAUUAGUUAAUGGAUCCCUAAUUAAUGUAUUAAGCCUUCUAAACACUCAAUGCUGUAUUAACUAUGACUUUGUUCUGAAAUACUAAAAACUUUUCAUAUUAAUUUUACAUAAAUAUGCUUUUAAUGACACUUAGCAUAUUUUAUUAUAAAAAGAACCAGAUAACUCUUUGUUUAUAUCUAGAGAGUUUAAAGCCCAAGUAAAUUGUCCUUAAUAACUUCGGAGACAUGGUAGUGCAUGCCUGUCAUCUGGGCAUUUGGGAGGCUGAGGCAGGAGAAAGAUGAGUUACUACGUUUACUAGGGAGUCCUUGUCUCAAAAGACAAAAAUUAAAUAUGCCAAAAAAUACCCAAACCAGUUUCCCACCGAAAGAUCUGUGACAAUGUUUUAGGAAAUGUAGUAUUAGGCAGCUGUAUAGAUCAACUAUCUCCAUUACCAUAUGAAGUGUCAUAAAACAUUGGUCUUUCAUUUCCAUUUUUUCCCAUCCUCCUACCCUACAUGUUGUUCAUCUGAUUUUAAUGUUGCAUAAAUAUGCAUUGUCUCAUGCCUGUUUGUUUUGGAUGCUGUGUGCUGAGCUAUAACAAAAUGUUGCGCUUUUUUUUUGAGGGGGAUACCUGUAUGUAGCUGCUUGCUUUAAAUUAGCAGAUUCUGAAAUAGCUUUUCUUGCAUGUCUAAAAUAAAGUAUUGCAUGUA